Molecule: messenger RNA, 4959 nt
Organism: Closterium sp. NIES-65
Lineage: Eukaryota; Viridiplantae; Streptophyta; Zygnematophyceae; Desmidiales; Closteriaceae
Source: the annotation of a GenBank genome assembly
AUGGCUCGUCAGGAGCAACCUGGGGAUCGCGGGAGCGACGAGGCCGAGAGGCUGCAUCCAGACGGUCCGUUUGAAGCCAAUCACAUCAACGGCCAAGCUAACGGCCAUGCGGAGAGUCAUGAAGGGAGUCGAAUGCUAAACGGAGAUUCUCACGUCGUGGUUGACGUUGACGGUAGCGUUAGCGGUAUCGCACUGUCGACCAAUGGAGCAGAGACUUCCGGGAAGCAUUCAGCGAGGGAUAGAGGCGGAAGAGGCGAUGGGGGGGAGGAGGGGGGAGAAGGGGAAGAUUGUGGCAGUGAAGGAGGAGGGGGAGGAGGAGGGAGAGGAGUGGGGGGCGUGUAUCAACGCAAGAGCAAGGUGAUGGAUAAAUGCCACACGAUGAGCGGAUACAACAGGAAGAACAUCACCGAUACAAUCACAGUCAAGUUCAAGGACGUGCGCUACAAGGUUCAAACCGCCAAGGCGGGUUCCUGGGAUCCGCGCCACUCCUGUCUCCCCACGCUCCCGGCCCUCCCCGCGGUGCUCACCUCCAAGCGCGGGGGAACCGCAGGCGGGGGAGGCGCUGUGGGAGGCGCUGGGGGAGGCGCGGAAGCGGGGGCGGCGGGGAAAGCGGGCGCGGAGGUGCGGGAGAAGGAGAUUCUGCACGGGAUAAGCGGGAGUGUGGCGCCGGGGGAGGUGCUGGCGAUGAUGGGGCCGUCGGGGGGAGGCAAGACGACGUUUCUGAACGUGCUGGGGGGGCGGUUCAAGCAGGGCAACAUGGCGGGCACGCUCACUUACAACGACCUGCCUUAUAGCAAGGCGCUCAAGAGAAAGCUCGGCUUCGUGAAUCAGGAUGACAUCUUCUUCCCGCACCUCAUUUUGCGCGAGACCCUCAUUUUACGCUGCUGUGCUGCGCCUGCCCAAGGAGCUCACCUCCCUCUCUCCCUCUCCCUGGUUCCCCCUUCUGCUUCUCUCGUUUCCUUACUGUUUCCCCCGUCUGCCUGCCACCCCCUCAGGCUUGAAUUUGUGACUCAGGAUGAUAAAUUCUUCCCACACCUGACUGUACAGGAGACCCUCAUGCUGGGGUUCGUGACGCAGGACGAUAUAUUCUUCCCUCACCUCACGGUCCGCGAGACCCUCAUGUAUGCUGCUGUGCUGCGCCUGCCCAAGGAGCUGAGCUGGGCGGAGAAGGUGCAGCGUGCUGAUGAGACCAUCACAGAGCUGGGCCUUGAUAACUGGGCGGACAAGGUGCAGCGUGCUGAUGAGACCAUCACUGCGCUGGGGCUUGAUAACUGGGCGGACAAGGUGCAGCGUGCUGAUGAGACCAUUACUGCGCUGGGGCUUGAUAAAUGUCGCAAUACAGUGAUUGGAGGGCCAUUCCUCCGCGGCAUAUCCGGGGGGGAGCGCAAGCGAGUGAGCAUCGGGCAUGAGAUCCUCAUCAACCCCUCCAUGCUGCUGCUCGAUGAACCCACGUCUGGUCUCGACUCUACCACGGCUCUCCGCAUCAUUCAAGUCAUUCAAAACCUCGCCAAAUCGGGCCGAACCGUUGUUACUACCAUUCACCAGCCGUCCUCCAGGCUGUUCCACGCGUUUGAUAAGCUGCUGCUCUUAUCGGAGGGCAACGCGAUUUUUUUCGGGCAGGCUGCGGACGCGAUGGGGUAUUUCGGGCGGUUGGGAUUUGAGCCGCUGUUUGCGAUGAACCCGGCGGAUUUCCUGCUGGAUUUGGCGACGGGGACGACGGCGGAUGUGCGGUUGCCGGGUGUGUUUGGGGAGAGCGAGGAGUGGCAGGAGAAGAGCGUUCUGGAGCAACAACACGACGUGAAGGAGUUCGUGGCUCGAGCGCACAGGGAGCAGCAGCAGCCGCUGGUGCAUGCUGAGCUGGCGGGGCUGCCCACCAGCUCAGAUGCCGACCAGAAGAGCGUGCUGCAGCGGCGGGGGUGGACGGCGCCGUGGCUGCUGCAGUUCUCGGUGCUGUGGACGCGCGGGCUCAAGGAAAGGAGACACGAAGUGUUAUCACCCCUUAGGUUCUACCAGGUGACGGCGCUGGGCUUCAUCUGUGGCAUGCUGUGGUUUGGGUCGGAGCGCAACACUGCCACAGAGAUUCAGGACCAGGUCGGACUGCUCUUCUUCAUCUCCAUCUUCUGGGGCUUCUUCCCUCUCUUUGCCGCCAUCUUCACCUUCCCCCAGGAGCGCUCCAUUCUAGCCAAGGAGAGGGCGAGUGACAUGUACCAGCUGUCAGCCUACUACCUCAGCCGCCAGCUCUCUGACCUCCCCAUGGAGUGGCUGCUCCCCACACUCUUCCUCCUCAUCUGCUACUUCAUGGCGAACCUCAAGCUCACUGCAGCGGCCUUCUUUGGCCUCCUCUUCUCAACCUACCUCAUCGUCACCACGGCUCAGGGCUGCGGGCUCUUUUUAGGAGCAGCAGUGAUGGACGUGAAGGUUGCAACGACACUCGCGUCAGUCCUCCUCCUCACCUUCAUGCUCGCAGGAGGAUACUACCUGCAAACCAUCCCCGCCUUCAUCGCAUGGAUCAAGUACAUCUCCUUCACCUACUACGCGUACCGCCUCAUCAUCAAGACCCAGUUCUCGCCCUCCGAUACCUUUGAAUGCGGCCCGCCAAGCGAUCCGAGUGCCAUCAUCUGCCCGAUUUCGGACGCGCCGUCGUUCCGGGGGUUCUCGCUGGGAGACGCGUGGGUGGAUGUGCUGGCGUUGCUGGCGCAGGUGGUGUUUUAUCGCACGCUUGGCAUCCUCCUCAUCACCAUCCCCAUGAUCACCCUCGUUCUCCCCUCCCGCAUCCCACUCAUUAUCCUCCUCCUAACAUCAUUCGUCCUCGUCACUAUCCUCCUCGUCCUCCUCUUCCAUAUCACCCACAGCAUCCUCCUCAUCCUCAUCAUCCUCCCCUCCUCCCCCAUCAUCCUCGUCGUCAUCAAGCUCCCCAAUGGCAAUCCCUUCGGGGGGUGUGGGGCAUGGGGUGUGGGGCAUGGGGUGUGGGGCAUGGGGUGUGGGGCAUGGGGUGUGGGGCAUGGGGUGUGGGGCAUGGGGUGUGGGGCAUGGGGUGUGAGGCAUGGGGUGUGGGGCAUGGGGUGUGGGGCAUGGGGUGUGGGGCAUGGGGUGUGGGGCAUGGGGUGUGGGGCAUGGGGUGUGGGGCAUGGGGUGUGGGGCAUGGGGUGUGGGGCAUGGGGUGUGGGGCAUGGGGUGUGGGGCAUGGGGUGUGGGGCAUGGGGUGUGGGGCAUGGGGUGUGGGGCAUGGGGUGUGGGGCAUGGGGUGUGGGGCAUGGGGUGUGGGGCAUGGGGUGUGGGGCAUGGGGUGUGGGGCAUGGGGUGUGGGGCAUGGGGUGUGGGGCAAGGGGUGUGGGGCAUGGGGUGUGGGGCAAGGGGUGUGGGGCAUGGGGUGUGGGGCAUGGGGUGUGGGGCAUGGGGUGUGGGGCAUGGGGUGUGGGGCAUGGGGUGUGGGGCAUGGGGUGUGGGGCAUGGGGUGUGGGGCAUGGGGUGUGGGGCAUGGGGUGUGGGGCAAGGGGUGUGGGGCAUGGGGUGUGGGGCAUGGGGUGUGGGGCAUGGGGUGUGGGGCAUGGGGUGUGGGGCAUGGGGUGUGGGGCAUGGGGUGGGGGCAUGGGGUGUGGGGCAUGGGGUGUGGGGCAUGGGGUGUGGGGCAUGGGGUGUGGGGCAUGGGGUGUGGGGCAUGGGGUGUGGGGCAUGGGGUGUGGGGCAUGGGGUGUGGGGCAUGGGGUGUGGGGCAUGGGGUGUGGGGCAUGGGGUGUGGGGCAUGGGGUGUGGGGCAUGGGGUGUGGGGCAUGGGGUGUGGGGCAUGGGGUGUGGGGCAUGGGGUGUGGGGCAUGGGGUGUGGGGCAUGGGGUGUGGGGCAUGGGGUGUGGGGCAUGGGGUGUGGGGCAUGGGGUGUGGGGCAUGGGGUGUGGGGCAUGGGGUGUGGGGCAUGGGGUGUGGGGCAUGGGGUGUGGGGCAUGGGGUGUGGGGCAUGGGGUGUGGGGCAUGGGGUGUGGGGCAUGGGGUGUGGGGCAUGGGGUGUGGGGCAUGGGGUGUGGGGCAUGGGGUGUGGGGCAUGGGGUGUGGGGCAUGGGGUGUGGGGCAUGGGGUGUGGGGCAUGGGGUGUGGGGCAUGGGGGGUGUGGGGCAUGGGGUGUGGGGCAUGGGGUGUGGGGCAUGGGGUGUGGGGCAUGGGGUGUGGGGCAUGGGGUGUGGGGCAUGGGGUGUGGGGGGCAUGGGGUGUGGGGCAAUGGGGUGUGGGGCAUGGGUGUGGGGCAAGGGGUGUGGGGCAUGGGGUGUGGGGCAUGGGGUGUGGGGCAUGGGGUGUGGGGCAUGGGGUGUGGGGCAUGGGGUGUGGGGCAUGGGGUGUGGGGCAUGGGGUGUGGGGCAUGGGGUGUGGGGCAUGGGGUGUGGGGCAUGGGUGUGGGGCAUGGGUGUGGGGCAAUGGGGUGUGGGGCAUGGGGUGUGGGGCAUGGGGUGUGGGGCAUGGGGUGUGGGGCAUGGGGUGUGGGGCAUGGGGUGUGGGGGCAUGGGGUGUGGGGCAUGGGGUGUGGGGCAUGGGGUGUGGGGCAUGGGGUGUGGGGCAUGGGGUGUGGGGCAUGGGGUUGUGGGGCAUGGGGUGUGGGGCAUGGGGUGUGGGGCAUGGGGGUGUGGGGCAUGGGGUGUGGGGCAUGGGGUGUGGGGCAUGGGGUGUGGGGCAUGGGGUGUAGGGCAUGGGGUGUGGGGCAUGGGGUGUGGGGCAUGGGGUGUGGGGCAUGGGGUGUGGGGCAUGGGGUGUGGGGCAUGGGGUGUGGGGCAUGGGGUGUGGGGCAUGGGGUGUGGGGCAUGGGGUGUGGGGCAUAGGGUGUGGGGCAUGGGGUGUGGGGCAUGGGGUGUGGGGCAUGGGGUGUGGGGCAUGGGGUGUGGGGCAUGGGGUGUGUGGCAUGGGGUGUGGGGCAUGGGGUGUGGGGCAUGGGGUGUGGGGCAUGGAGCAUGUGGCGUGUGGUGCGCAUGGGAAUGA